AUGCACACGGCACUCUCGACGCACGUACUCGCUCUCGCACCAGACUCGCUCGCCAGCCUCGGACAACUCGACCUCGACUCGCUGUCCGAACUGUGGUCUCUCUUCACCCGCUGCAAGGACAACUUGCAGAAUGGCAGGCGGUUGGAGAACCUCUCGUGGAGGCUGUGGUACGAGUCGGGCGGGUGCAGGCGCGACGGCGUGCCCCUUCCCAGGUCCGCCCAGGGCUCUCCCAAAGCCGUCGAGGCGGAUUGGAGCGAUCCAGAGUGGGAAGAGGCGUCGGAUACGGAUACCGGGGCGAGUUUCAGUGUCGACGAGAAGGAGGAGGACGAGUCGGUCCCGCCCGCUUCUCCACCACGCACUCGCGCCUCUCCUCCCUCCACAAGCACCCACAAGCACCCCUCCCCAUCCAUCUCUCCCCGAUCCGCAACCGAAACCGACACGUCCCGCGGGCGGACAUCGACUACCGUUCCUCCUCGACCGCCUCUCGCGCGACGAGGCGUCUCGCGCGAGUGGGGCGGCGCACCGGUCAUCAGUGGCGGGUCGCUGCAGCGCAUGAUUGCGGACUUGCAGAGGUUGCCGGAGAUACCCGUCCCCGGUCGAGCGAGGAGCGUCGAUGGCGCCACGGUCAACGGGCUGAACAAGCCACCGCUCGGAUCGAGGGGUUCGAGUGCGCCGGAUAAUCUCAACGCGGCGUCGUUGCAGGCUUCGAGGGCGGCGUCGCCUACCCCCGCCGCAGCGGACCUCACGCGAUCGAGUUCGUCGGCUUCGACUUCGGCGCGGCAGCGCAGUCGAGCCAACUCGUCGAGUAUCUCCCGCUCCGCCUCGACGCCCGCAGCGAACGCACCCGAAGAACCGCACCAGCCUGCUCCGCCUCCGCCUCCCGCGCCGCCGAACCGCCGCGUCCCCUCCGGCCUCGCAAUGUCGACUAUGCCCGCCACCGCCGCUCGUCGUCCAGCCGCCGUCUCUCCCUCCCCUCCUACGCCCGAGGAGGUGAUCCGCAUGACCCCCUCGGAAACAGCCAUGCUCGCACUCUCCAACUCGCGCAACAGAUCCGACCUCUCCCUCUCCCGUCGAGCCCAAUCGACAGCCGAACUGGCAGCGUCCUUCAAGCCUGCGAGUUUCGUAAAGGGGUUCGAGCCCUCUCCCCCGCAGGCGCGGCAGCAGGCUCAGGUUGUCGUACCCGCGUCCGUCGAGGCGAGACCCGGACCAGGCGCGAUCGCCCCUCCCCCGACGCCCGCUACGACCCUCGCUUCUCUCGGUCCGAGUCCGCCCAAAUCGGCGCUCAAAUCUCCCUCUUCAGCCUCGUCCUCGCGCAGCACCUCGACCCCCGCCAAAGUUCCCCCUCCACCAUCCGCUCAAGUCCAGAGAACAGGUCCCGGCCCAUCCGCGUUCCGCCACCCUCCACCCGCCGCAGGCCCAGGGGCAGGGGGAGACAGAGCGAAAAAGAUCUUUUUCAUCUCGUCGCCCGAGUCGGAUGAGGAGGGCAGUCGGUCGAGUGCUGGAGGUGGAGGUGGACGGUCGGGAGGGAGUGGUGCGGGGAUGAAGGUGGUUGUUUCGCCGCCUUCGGCUGUGAAGAAGAGCGUGCAGGUGGGGGACAAGGGGAAGGGGAAGGAGGUCGAGCGGAAGGGAGGAAGGGGCGAGGCGGAGGAAGUGGACGAGUGGGCGAGCGAGACUGAGUCCGACGAGCAGGAGGAGGAGGACGACGACUCGUCGGGCUGGGGAUCCGAGUACUCGACCGAAUCCGAUAUCGCGCGCGACUCGGCUCGUCGAGCAGGAGCGCGAGCGUCCGACUCGACCAACCUCUUUGCCAAGCAGCGCACCGCAUCGACUGCGACGCUCAAUAACGGCGCCAACACCGGUGGGCCGGGCGAACUUACCCGCCGACCGCCCGGCUUGCUCUCGCAGCUGUUCCACCCGGACCAAUUCAUCGACGACUCGGACCGCAACCCCUCGACCGCGGACUUGAUGCGCAGGAACCACAAGAGCAUGUCGGCUCUCCCGACGCUCGGGAGGUUGCAGCAGAGUGAGAAGUCGACGGCUGGACGGUUGGGCGCGAAUGGCAGGAGCAAGAGUUUCUUGAAGGGCAAGCCGGAGCAUGUCGAGCUCGAGUCGAGUUCGGAUGAGGGUGAGGGCUACGGCGGGCGGGGACCACCGGUUGCGGAGCGGGAAGAGGAGGAGGAGGGAUCGUCCGAGUACGAGGACGUCGAUGCGGAUGCCGAGGCCAAGGCCGCCGCAGCUGCCGCUCUCGCACGCCGCCAGCGCGAGUUGGAGGAAGUCGUCGCCCCUCCCCAAACGCCCCGAACGACCCGCCGCGCCAUGCUCGCGACAGAACUGAGCGAGUCCCUCCGCCGCAACUUGCUCUGGGAACGCCAGACGCGCAACCGCAUCAUGGGCGGCAUGCCUCGUCGUCCGACGAUGCCGGGCGAACCGCUCCCCCAGCGACCGGCGAGCUCGACCAACCUCGCUGCGGCGAUGCAACAGCAAGGACCUCCUUCUGCGCCCGCCGUCCCGCCUUCGCAGCUUCAGCAGCCUCACCAGCCGACUGUCACCCGCGCACAGACGGACGAAGGCGGCGUGCGCGCACCGAAUCCCUCGCCUGCGACUCGGCAUUCCCCUCCCCUCUCGAAACGCUCGCCGCCGACUCAGCCGCAGCGUCCGCACGCGCCUCAGCACCACCACACCCAGCACGCCCCGCGCCAUCCGGGCACGACCAACCUCCCUCGCCGUCACACGACCGGGACGGGCCUGUACCUCCAGGCUCUCAACGGCGGGUCCUUCCGCCGCGCUCGAGCGGCCGACACCGAUUCGGAGCUCAGCCAGAGCAGCGACGACGAGGACGACGGACGCGCGUCACCUGCCGAUGUCUUCGGUAGCUCGAUUGGCGGUCAGAGGGUGUGGUGA
This is a messenger RNA of Rhodotorula toruloides NP11, 2901 nucleotides long. RefSeq names its product DUF1752 family protein. Gene Ontology annotation, cellular component: cytoplasm. NCBI's taxonomy places the organism in Eukaryota, Fungi, Basidiomycota, Microbotryomycetes, Sporidiobolales, Sporidiobolaceae. The transcript is spliced from 2 exons. Gene Ontology annotation, biological process: mitochondria-nucleus signaling pathway; regulation of nitrogen utilization; negative regulation of transcription by RNA polymerase II. Bases 1 to 2901 code for a protein of 966 amino acids. The record is from RefSeq and is a predicted model, not a curated record.